This is a messenger RNA of Caenorhabditis elegans, 213 nucleotides long. Lineage: Eukaryota; Metazoa; Nematoda; Chromadorea; Rhabditida; Rhabditidae. The record is from the annotation of a RefSeq genome assembly.
AUAAGUUUGUUGGUGCAAUUCGACGAGUUCAAGGGGCACAGCCAUGAGCAAUUUAUGGAAGAGCUGGACACAAUUAUGCUGGUCUCCAUCAAUAAAUUGCAUGACAACAUGGAUCUUCGUCGCCGUCUUUUGAUCUACUCGGUAUUCGGAAAAGUGUUCCAAUAUAGGAAAAUGGGCAUUUUGGCUCCCCACGAGCAAGAGGAAACUUUCUAA